Messenger RNA from Fomitopsis serialis, 909 nucleotides. RefSeq lists its product as uncharacterized. NCBI's taxonomy places the organism in Eukaryota, Fungi, Basidiomycota, Agaricomycetes, Polyporales, Fomitopsidaceae. The record is from RefSeq and is a predicted model, not a curated record. The coding region runs from base 26 to 580 and encodes 184 amino acids. The transcript is spliced from 2 exons.
CGCUCACCCUCUCCCGCGUACCGCCAUGUCCGUGGCCUCGCCGACGGUUCUCCCUCGUAGUGCGCUCUUCCCUACCCUCCUCCCGAGACCACCACAGCCGCAUCCGACACCCCUGCAGAAGUAUGGAAGACCAGGCCGACUCAACAGCCGGAGGAAUCUGCAGCAGGAAAUGGAAGACUUGAGCGACGAGGAGGACGAGCUCGACGACCUGGAAACAGAUAUUAGGAACAGAGGAUUCAAUUUCCUCGUCCCGAUCGGACGCACGUUCACCCAACACGAGGAAAAGAACGACGCGAGUGUAAGCCACGACAUUGUCGAAACCCCGGGCCCUCACGUAUCAGAGAACCGUCGACAGGGAGGAGAAGCUUCGAGCGGCUCAGAAGAUUCUGAACAUACAGAAGAGGAUGAUGCGUCCGCAAUGGACGACGAGAAUGACUCCGAGGCGGAGGAAGACCUAGAUGCCGACAUGGAAGACAUGGACGAAGGAAACAUAACCGGCGAGACCGUAGAGACUAACGAGGAUAUUCCAGAGAUCUCAGACGAAGAGAGUGAUGAUGAAGACUAUGAGACCGAUGAUUAGCAGAGGCUGCCUUACGGUGAGUCUUAUCGAAUCUUCGUGACAUCGACUAACCCGGUCGCUGGACCCCUACCAAGGUGUCUUCACCCCCUGGCUAGUGCCCUCCCGGCCAACUGAUUCACGUCAGGAGAUAGCCAGGGUGAUGGGGUGUCCUCAAAUGCGACGCAGUUCUCAUUACCUAUUAAAGGUCACCAAGUUCUGCGCAUGGACUAUCUCGUCGACAACAAUGUCUGAGCGAGACAAGGAGGGAGACGAAGGUCCCAGGAUAUAUCAAGCACAGGUAGUAAUACAUGUCUUCCUUACUAUGCAUCAAAUGAAGGGUCAAAUGGACC